CCCUCUAUAUAAGAGAGCCAAGCAAAGCCCCAGGCAGAGCCAGGAGGAUGCAGACUGCUGGGCUCCUCAGCUGGUGAGCUGCCCAGGCGCUCAGCAGAAACUUUCACCCUCUCUUCCGCCCUGAAUGUGCUCCCCAACAUGGAGGCUAUAAGUUUCUUCAUCUUGGUGGGAUUUAUAGCAGAGUUACCAGUUUUUUCAAGUGCCUCUUCUCCCGUCAAUUGCCAGUGGGGUUCCUUCGGCCCUUGGUCAGAAUGCAAUGGCUGCACCAAGUCUCAGACUCGCAGGCGGAUGAUUGAUGUUUAUGCACAGUAUGGUGGCCACCCUUGUGCCGGAAGUGCUUUUCAGACACAAGCGUGUAAACCUACACAAGGAUGUCCAACGGAAGAGGGAUGUGGACAGCGUUUCAGGUGUUUUUCAGGCCAAUGCAUCAGCAAGUCACUGGUUUGCAACGGGGAUUCUGACUGUGAUGAAGAUGGCGCCGAUGAGGAUGGAUGUGAGGACACAGACAGCAGACGUUCCUGUGACCUCGAUAAACCUCCUCCCAACAUUGAACUUACUGGAAAUGGUUACAAUGCACUCACCGGCCAGUUCCGGAGCAGAGUCAUCAACACGAAGAGUUUCGGCGGCCAGUGCAGAAAGGUGUUCAGUGGGGAUAAACCAGACUACUACAGGCUGAGCGCCAAUGUCCUCUCCUACACAUUUGAGGUGAAAAUAAAUAAUGACUUUAAUUAUGAAUUUUACAACAGUAGCUGGUCUUAUGUAAAACAAACAUCCACAGUGACUUCAUCAUCUACAAGGAAACGCUCCUUUUUCGGAUUUUCAUCAUCAUCUUCUUCUUUAUUCAAUAGUAAUUCAAAUUACCAGGAAAAUCAGAAGAAAAAGAGUUAUCAAUUGCUGGUUCUUCAGAACACUGUGGAAGUGGCUCAGUUCAUCAAUAACAAUCCGGAAUUUUUACAACUCGCUGAGCCGUUCUGGAGGGAACUCUCCUACCUCCCCUCUCUGUACGACUACAGCGCCUACCGACAAUUAAUCGAAAAGUAUGGGACACAUUUUCUGCAGUCUGGAUCCUUAGGAGGAGAGUACAAAGUUCUCUUUUACGUGGACACAGAAAAAAUGAAACAAAGUGGUGUUUCAUCAAUAAGUAUGAAGGAAUGUUCAUCCAAAAGUGCCAACUUUGUGUUUGUUCAACAUUCUUCAAGCAAAUGCAAGGAGCUGGAAAAUGCUUUAAAAUGGGCUUCAGGAACUCAGAGCAACGUGUUGCGAGGGGACCCAUUUGUCAGAGGGGGCCGUCCAGGCUUGGUGUCUGGCCUUAGUUUCCUGGAGCUGGACAAUCCUGCUGGGAACCAGAAGCGGUAUUCCUCCUGGGCGGGCUCCGUGCCCGAUCUUCCCGCGGUCAUAAAGCAGAAGCUGACACCUUUGUAUGAGCUGGUGAAGGAGGUCCCCUGUGCCGCGGUGAAGAGACUCUACCUGAGACGGGCUCUGGAGGAAUACCUGGAUGAGACCGACCCCUGCCACUGCCGGCCCUGCCAGAACGGGGGCCUCGCCGCGGUGGAGGGCACCACGUGCCAGUGCCACUGCAAGCCGUACACGUUUGGGGCGUCCUGCGAGUAUGGCGUCCUUGUGGGGGACGAAGCAGGAAAGGUGGACGGAGGUUGGAACUGCUGGUCCUCUUGGAGCCCCUGUGUUGAAGGAAGGAGAACAAGGCGCCGUGAAUGCAAUAACCCACCUCCCAGUGGGGGCGGGGAGUCCUGUAUUGGAGAACCGUCGGAGAGCAGGCAGUGCGGAGAGGAAGAUGAGGAGCUGAAGAAUCUUCGAUUGCUUGAACCCCAUUGUUUUCCUUUGCCUUCAGGUCCAACGGAAUUCUGUCCACCACCCCCUGCUUUGGACAACGGAUUUGUUCAAAAUGAAGAUACCACGUUUCCUGUUGGGAAAAACAUAGUCUAUACCUGCAGGGAAGGAUACUCUCUGGUUGGAGACCCUGUUGCCAGAUGUGGAGAUGACUUACAGUGGGUCACUGGGGAAAGGCAUUGUCAGAGAAUUGUCUGUGUUCUACCAACACUGAUGGAUGGCAUACAGAGUCAUCCCCAGAAACCUUCCUACGCAAUUGGCGAGAAGGUGACCUUUUCCUGUUCGCAUGGCAUGUCAUUAGAAGGUCCUUCGACAUUUAUCUGUGGAUCCAGCCUUAAGUGGAGUCCUGAGAUAAAGGAUGUCCAAUGUGUCCAUAGAGAUGGCCCUGUGACACAGGCAGUGCCUCAGUGUCAGCCCUGGGAGAAAGUGAAGAAUUCCAGAUGUGUUUGUAAAAUGCCCUACGAAUGUCGGUCCUCCUUGGGUGUAUGUGCUCGGGACGAGAAAAACCAAAGGAUACUGCCUCUGACGGUUUGCAAGGUGCAUGCCCUCCAAUGUCAGGGUAAAAACUUCUCCCUGAUGGGCUCAGAGAGCUGUGCUCCCCCGGCCUCCGCCAAGAAGGCGUGCGGCGCGUGUCCAUUGUGGGAGAAAUGCGAUGCCCAGAGCAGUGCGUGUGAAUGCAGAGAAGCCUCGGAGUGCCAGGAGGAAGGCAGCACGGUCUGCGUGGACGUGGACGGCGCCAAGCGGACGAUGACCGAGUGCCAGGCUGGUGUCCUGAUGUGUCGAGGACAGAGCGUCUCCGUCACCAGCAUAGAGCCCUGCGAGGGGGGACCCCAGUAGGCGCCGGGCUGCUGUUGGCUUGCUCGGGAUCAGCCACCGCUGUGGCUGCACUGAGACAUCAGGUCACUGAGCACUUCAGACAGCGUCUCUCUGGUGGAGGCGCAUUCUCUCUCCAUCCCUCCAGGGCCCCCUGCUCCCCUCGGCUCCCCGCCACCUGCCUAAGCCAAACCCGACUCAGAUCCUCGUUCUCUUCUUCCUAAAACAUCAGUCAGGAUGGAGAAUAGCCAUGCGCCUCUGCAUGUUCUUGGAAACGUUGCUAACUUCUCUGGACCUUGACUUUCAAUGGGAAAAUUAAAGGGUUGCUCCCUUCAAGCCUAUGAUUCUUUCCAGUCUGAUUGGCCCCGCCCAGGGGCCCCAACACACUCUGCAAAUUGAUUAGGAAACAGGAAGAUUAGAGAGGCGGGCCUCCCCCAGUGAAACCAAAUACAAAGGGGACCUUGAAUGGGAAAAGGCAGGUGCAAUCAUUCCAUCCCAAGAAGCACACCUGUGCUUCACCCUAUUGGCUCAUGUAGGAGUCCUUUCAGGAGAUUGAAAUAUGAAUUGUCGGUGCCAAACUCAACAUGCUCUAUGCAUGGGCAGCUUCUGCCUUUUUGUCUGAGAACACAUACAACUCAGUCUUCUUUGUUGUUUUUUUUUUUUAGUAUGAGUCAAACACAAGACCUGCAAUUUGCCCCUCUCACCCUUUUUCCUUGGUAGGAAGCAUCACGUUCAUGCCUGUAUGGCAUGCUUGCAUGUUAUAGAGAACAGUUUUCUCUGAUGUGGGUACACACCGAGAUUUUUCAGGGAGCCGUAGAGGUAGAUCAAUUUGAAGCAUUGGCAUUCAAUUUAUUCCUUAUCAAAACAAAACAAAAAGAAAAUAGCUGUGGGAGAUGAAAUGAGUGGGUUUAAAUGGAAUUUAAAAUAUGCUUUUUUAUAUGCAAAUAAUAUUUCUGUAUUUUUUCUGAUACUGAUAAAUACAUUGCAACAAAACUUUAGUUAAAAUGACAAUGAUUAAAAUACUAAUUGAAG
This is a messenger RNA of Myotis brandtii (Brandt's bat), 3693 nucleotides long. RefSeq names its product complement component 7 (gene C7). Gene Ontology annotation, molecular function: protein binding. The record is from RefSeq and is a predicted model, not a curated record. Lineage: Eukaryota; Metazoa; Chordata; Mammalia; Chiroptera; Vespertilionidae. Gene Ontology annotation, cellular component: membrane attack complex. The coding region runs from base 139 to 2685 and encodes 848 amino acids. Gene Ontology annotation, biological process: immune response. The transcript has 18 exons.